GGCCACGGGCCUACACUCGGCUCUCCACUCUGUGUAGUACGCCAUGUGUCACUCUCGCAGCAACCUCCCCACCAUGACCGUCCUGCGGGCCCCGACCCCGGCCCCCCCCACCAGCCCGGGACCCCGGCGGGGCUCCGGUCCCGAGAUCUUCACCUUCGACCCUCUCCCGGAGCUCGCGGCAGUUCCUACAGCGCGCGCCAGCAUCUCCCGCGUGCACCGAAAGCGCAGCCGUAGGGUCCUCUACCCACCGAUGGUCCGGCGCCAGCUGCCAGUCGAGGAUUCUAGCCCUGCCAAAAGGCUUCUCUUUCUCCUGCUCACCAUCAUCUUUUGCCAAAUCCUGAUGGCUGAAGAGCGUAUGUCGGCACCUCUGGCCCCGGAGGACGCCCCCAGCGCCGCGGCCCCCGAGCCCACCACUGAGACCCCGGUCUUCGAGCCGCUGAAUGUGACCUUGGAACCCUCGGACUACGCUCUGGACUUCAGUACCUUCCUCCAACAACACCCGGCCGCCUUCUAACUGGGACUCCCCACACCCACCAAAAUAAUCUGAAAAACCAAAGAAACACCAGGUGUACCUGGUACAUGAGACCGUAUCCCAAACUGGGACUCUCCAGGCAACUCAGACUCGACACUACAAGGAGAGGUCAGCUGAUGCCUGGGAUGUGGACGUGCAGCGACUACCCUGGGCCAGGACGGAGGGGGAGAAGAGCGUUAUUUUUCAUUGCGCGUAAUUAAUAUUUAUAUGUAUUUAUGUCCCCCUAGGUGAUGGAGGGGUGUAUAUAAUAUUUAUUUUAACUUAUGCAAGGGUGCGAGAUGUGCCCCUUGCUGCAAAUGUGGGUCUUUCAGUAUUUAUUGAGCUCCGUGGGACUGGUGAAGGCAGGGCGCCUGAAACUGAGCAAGCUUCGGGAGAAGGAAUAGAGAGGACUGGGGUCCGGGAGGGCGCCCGGUCUGGGAGUUAAGGACGGUGGUGGAUCGUAAGUUUAGGGGCUGACACUCUCCGUCCUCCAGCGUGGACGUUGGGAAUAAGUUCCUUGAACUUUGAUCUCUUCGAAGUUGCCCCAAAGGGGUAGUAGCUACGGGGUCAGGGGUCGGUGGGCGGGCUGUGGGGUCGCCUGGUGUGUUCUGUGAACACAAAUAAAUUCGAUUGUCAGCAGUCA
Molecule: messenger RNA, 1154 nt
Organism: Manis javanica (Malayan pangolin)
Lineage: Eukaryota; Metazoa; Chordata; Mammalia; Pholidota; Manidae
Gene: IER3
Product: immediate early response 3
Biological process (GO): negative regulation of apoptotic process; DNA damage response
Cellular component (GO): nucleus
Source: RefSeq, a predicted model, not a curated record